Molecule: messenger RNA, 1615 nt
Organism: Sorex fumeus (smoky shrew)
Lineage: Eukaryota; Metazoa; Chordata; Mammalia; Eulipotyphla; Soricidae
Gene: HSD17B11
Product: hydroxysteroid 17-beta dehydrogenase 11
Exons: 7
Coding region: 85-987 (300 amino acids)
Cellular component (GO): lipid droplet
Molecular function (GO): oxidoreductase activity, acting on the CH-OH group of donors, NAD or NADP as acceptor
Source: RefSeq, a predicted model, not a curated record
CUGCGCUCUCGGCCAGCGGAGCUGCUGGGGGCUGAGUGCUGAGUGCCCGGAGCGCGGCCCGGCAGCCGCUGCAGCACGGCCGCGAUGCUUUUCUUCCUGUACGGCUUCCUGCUGCUGCCCCUGCUGCUCCUCUUCUACGUGGAGUCGCUCCUGAAGCUUUUCGUGCCCAAGAAGAAGAAGUCGGUGGUCGGGGAGAUCACCUUGAUUACUGGCGCGGGACACGGGAUCGGGAGACUGACCGCCUAUGAAUUUGCCAAACUUGGAAGCAAGCUGGUUCUGUGGGACAUAAACAAGGCUGGGGUGGAGGAGACGGCCGCCGAGUGCCGGAGGCUGGGCGCCAGCACCCACAGCUUCGUGGUGGACUGCAGCAAGCGAGAGGACAUCUACAGCUCCGCCAAGAGGGUGAAAGCAGAAAUCGGAGAUGUCAGUAUCUUAGUGAAUAACGCUGGUGUGGUCUGCACCGCAGAUUUAUUUGCUACACAAGACCCUCAGAUUGAAAAGACUUUUGAGGUCAAUGUCCUUGCACAUUUCUGGACUACCAAGGCCUUUCUUCCAGAGAUGAUGAACAGCAACCACGGCCAUAUCGUCACAGUGGCCUCGGCGGCUGGGCACUACGGGGUCCCCUUCUUAAUGGCCUAUUGUUCUAGCAAAUUUGCUGCUGUCGGAUUUCAUAAGUCUCUCACGGAAGAACUGGAAGCCUUGGGGAGAACCGGAGUCAAAACCUCGUGCCUCUGCCCGAAUUUCAUCAACACCGGCUUCAUCAAAAACCCGUCUACCAGUCUCGGCCCCACGCUGGAACCCGAGCAAGUGGUCAGGAAGCUCAUGCAUGGGAUCCUGACGGAGCAGAAAAUGAUUUUCGUUCCCUCUUCUCUGAGCGUGUUAACAGCGAUAGAAAAGCUUCUUCCUGAGCGAUUCCUGUCAACUCUGAAAAGAAAGCUCAAUGUUCGGUUUGAUGCAGUGAUCGGCUAUAAGCCAAAAGAACAAUAAGUGUUUGUCUUUGUUAAAACACUAAUCUACCAGAUGUAAAAUUAUUUCAUUCAAAUCAAAAGCAAUCUUUGGUUUUUCAGAUUUGCUUUUCUUAAUUUUUAUCACUUUUCUUCAGUCUCCUCUUUGGGGGAUGUGGGCAGUCAUCAUUUAUUACUAUUUGUUCAUCAGCUGAAAACUAAUAAAGAGAGAGCAAUGUUAGGAAGCACCUUUACAGAAACAGAGAAAAAAAAGGACAAAACGGUUUUGUAAUAAUUUCUAUGCGUUUGUGGCUCACCUGAGGGCUUUACAAAUUUUGUACGUAGCUUCAGAGAUAUUUUUAUUUUCAAUGACACUUAAACUUUUUUUAUAAUCUACCUUUCCUUUUCUAGUCCAUAUAGAAUGUAAACUUCGUCAUGUCUAGGGAGAGUAAAGGGCUCUGCUGGUGGCGUCUCACAGUAAAUACCUGUGCCCUGAGAAACGGCCCUGGGUUCCCCGUCCUCUGCACGACCGUCUGCUUCUGGGGUCCCCUCCCGUCACACAGUUACCAGAGAUGGGAACACGAUGCAAAGAUCAGAGCAUCGCCUGAGCUGAAAGCAGCCUUGGGAGACGGGCCAGAGGUGACGAGAAUAAUAAAUGGACCAAAGCUAAA